GGAGACAGAAUCAGAGGACAAGAUGAUGCACUUACUGUUGCUUCUCCUGGGAGUUUUACAAAUCCAUGCUGCCUCUCUGACGGUGAACUCUACGGGGUCUGUGGAUGAAUCGGGGGUCUGUCAGUGCUCGGUGAUCUUACCAGAUACAAGCUUUCCAACAUAUCGGAUGGAGAUACUGGAAUCAUCCAAUUAUAACCUAAGUAUCAGCGUCCAGCAGGAAAUCACCAAGAUACAAAACUACCAGGUCACGUUGACUGGUUACCUUGAGAAGCUGAAGAACCUGACCAAAAGAGUAGAAGUGGUGGAGAUGGGAGGUAUCUCAAUUACAGAGCUGGACUUUGAACUACUGAAGCUGGAGAUUAGAGAGAUGGAAUCAUUGGUUGUGCAGCUAAGGGAAUCCAUUGAUGGCUCUAAUGUUUUAAUAGAAACCCUCUUUGUAGAGAUUCGUAAUAUAUCAAUCAUGGUCAACCAGCUGGAAUCAUUUGACAAGAAUAAUGUGCUGGCUAUAAGACGGGAAAUAACUUCCCUGAAAAAACGCCUGGAAGAUUGUGAGAAGAGCCAAGGUCUUCCUGUUCCUCCUACAGUCAGCUACGGUAAAUGUACACAUGGAGGGAUUGCAAACAUCAGCAAACCCUUUGUGGUUCAACUGAACUGGUUAGGAUUUGCCUAUAAAUUUGGAGGUUGGGGAAAAGACUCAUUAUUGGGUGCCAAUCAAGAUGUGCACUGGGUGACCCCUCUAAGCACAGAUGCAAGGAUGAUGAACACCCUACGUUUCUACCCAUCAUAUGAUGACCUCCUUCUCUACAAGAGACAAACAGAAAGGGUGCUCGCUAGGACUAUUUCUUACAACAACAUUGACUACUCAAAUUGUGGACAAGGUGGUGGAAUGAUUAUGUUUAACAAUUCAUUGUACUACAAUUGUUACAACACCAGGGACCUUUGUAAGUUCAAUACAGAAACCACUGCCGUAGAACGUAAAACUCUUACAGAUGCUGCCUUCAACAAUCGGUUCUCAUAUGCCUCUUCUCUGUGGCAGGACAUUGACCUGGCCAGUGAUGAGGAUGGUCUUUGGGUCAUUUACUCAACAGAAAAGAAUUCUGGAAAUAUUUUAAUUAGCAAACUUAAUGCUACUUCCAUGACUGUAGAAAACACCUGGACCACAUCUCAGUACAAGCUUGGAGUAACCAAUGCCUUCAUGGUAUGUGGAGUCAUGUAUGCCACAAGGACCCUCAACACAAGGAGAGAAGAAAUAUUCUAUAUGUACAACACCAGAACUGGCCAGGAAGGACAGAUGAGUGUAAUUCUUGACAAGAUGAUGGAGAAUGUUCAGAGUCUCUCAUACAAUCCAAAUGACCACAAACUCUACAUGUACAAUGAUGGUUAUCUGGUCACUUAUGACCUUAACUUCAAACCAUUGCCAGGCCAGACAUAAAUGAAGAUCAUUUUCCAUAAUUAUCCUAAAAAAUGUGGUUGAAUGUUGUAGUUGUUUAUAAAUGGAGAUAUAUUCAAUCCCAAGCAAAGCACUCCAAAUCUAUCAUCUUCUUCUGACCUCUAAAACUCUUGUUUUUUUCUGUUAUUAUUAGACCAUAAAAUAAGUCUACAGAUCCAGAGAUUUAUCACAAAGUAAAAGUUAUAAUGUGACUUAAAUAUUGUGUAUGAAUUAAGCAGCAGAUAUUAUUGAUUUUACUCAUCACAAAUACAUUUGUAAAACUCAUGCAUAGUGAUUUUUUUAUCAAUAAAAUGUUUGUAGCCUAUACACUUGAUAGCUAUUUAAUUACUAUAAAUACAAUCAUUAUAUAUACAAUUACAAUAACUAUGUGUUUCCUAUUUCAACAUAAACAUAUUUCUAAGGGAAUUUGCUUUGCCAUAAAACCACGUAUAUUCUUCUUUUGCUUUGUGGAACAGCUUCCUUUGAUAAUUACAUAAUUAGAAGAAAGGCACUUCAGCACAGCAUUCCAUGCCAUAGCGAGAGUUCCCUCCUCAACCCAACCAUCUCAUUCUCUCUUCAUUUUCCCCCAUACUACUUCAGCCACUCUUAGACAAUACUAGAUUUAAAGGGACAUGAAACCCACAAUUUUUCAUAUAGAGCAUAACAUUUUAAACAACUUUCCAAUUUACUUCUUUUAUCAAUUUAACUCCAUCCUCUUGCUAUCCUUUAUUGAAGAAGCAGCAAUGCACUACUAGAAGGUAUAUAUGUGCAGCCAACAAUAAGCAGCUAGCUCCCAGCUCCUGAGGUAUGCUUUUCAGCAAAUGAUACCAAAAGAAUGAAGCAACUUAUCAAAUAUAAGUUUAUUGGAAAGUUGUUUAAAAUUGCAUGCUCUAUCCGAAUCAUGAAAGAAUAAAUUUGGGUUUAGUAUCCAUUUACGUACACUGGAGGUGCAAAAAACACAUAAAAAACAACAUUAAUUUUAAUUCUUAUGCCAGUAUAAUGUACUCAACCCAGUGCCCGUCUUAGAGCUUACAUGGGUAGUGAUUGGUUAGUGCUUUAAAUCAAGCUAGUCAAUAAGAACCUACUUAUCCACCAGGAUUAAAGAAUGAUUUUGGAUUGGUAAAAAAAAACUAUUUUUUAAAUCACCCAGUUUCUUCAAGUGUGUAUGUCUCUUUAAUGUGUUUAAUUGUUGUCCUUUUAUAUGUAAUAUUAAAAAGGUUUGAAUUCAAA
This is a messenger RNA of Bombina bombina (fire-bellied toad), 2659 nucleotides long. RefSeq names its product olfactomedin-4-like. NCBI's taxonomy places the organism in Eukaryota, Metazoa, Chordata, Amphibia, Anura, Bombinatoridae. The transcript has 5 exons. The record is from RefSeq and is a predicted model, not a curated record. Gene Ontology annotation, biological process: signal transduction. Bases 23 to 1432 code for a protein of 469 amino acids.